Penicillium maclennaniae is the source of this 1551-nucleotide messenger RNA. RefSeq names its product DNA-binding domain-containing protein. Lineage: Eukaryota; Fungi; Ascomycota; Eurotiomycetes; Eurotiales; Aspergillaceae. The transcript is spliced from 4 exons. The record is from RefSeq and is a predicted model, not a curated record. Gene Ontology annotation, molecular function: DNA binding. Bases 1 to 1551 code for a protein of 516 amino acids. Gene Ontology annotation, cellular component: nucleus.
AUGGAGGACUCAUCCACCAUGGAAACCGAAUCCCGUCAUGAAGGCGAAUUCCCACAUUCGCCCUGGGUAGAGCUGGGCGCAUUCACCUCACCGCAACAUUCGCCGCCCAUGCCCGAAUAUAGCGGGUUUGACUACCAUCCGUCGAUGAUGGCGGUGGACGGUCCGUACAACAUGUCAAUCCCCCCCGCCUUACGCCUCGAUGCCACUACCCAUGCCCUCGCAUUCGUGGCCCAGCAUGCUUACCAACCAAUCCCCAUUUCACGAAAAUGGUAUGCCACCUGCGUCUGUCCCGACUUCCGUUUCGCCCUCGGCCCCGAUGCCGACCGUCGAAACAUGUGUCUAUACCACGAAGAGAACAAGACUGCCAAACAGACUGACAUCGGAGCGCUAUUUGGAGUCGAACGAAGUACGGUUUCCAAGGUCCUGCGCCAGAAGGAAAAGUAUCUCAACCCUGACGAUGGAGGUCGGUCGCCCAUCAAGCGCACAAAGGGUCGGGUCCCUGAUAUCGAAAAAGCCCUAGUCAACUGGGCGAGGAACUACCAGCGCCUUGGACAACCCUUGAACGACGAGAUGAUCCGGGAGAAAGCCCUGUUUUUUGCUAGCAACUGUGGCUGUCCUGAAGGCAAAGAGAAGGUAUUGACAGCCAGCUGGCUCGAGAAAUUCAAACAGAAAAACGGUCUUCUCGGCGCAAAGGUUCGGAAGGGCUCCACCGGCAUCAGAAGCGGCUCAAAUAGCCCAACUCGCAUCAACACCGACUGUGCUUCAUCAGCUAGCCACUCGCCUUGCUCCCCUCCGAAUGGACUUGCCUCACCUCUAUCUCCCGGUCAAAGCCACCACAUCAAGAAGGAGGCAGAUGCAGUGCCGGAUCUGACGGGAGGCUAUCAACACGGGCAUCCCAAAAGCACCACCGCGCUGGACACAUCGACGGGAAUGACCAGUCCGACAUCAACAAUGGUCUCUGACAGCCCAUUCACGCCGACCAGUCAAGCACGCCUGCCAACUGGACACAAUAUGAGCCGACCACGCAGUCAAACGUUCACCCUGGGGAUCCCCAUCGACCCAAACCUACUUACUGCAGACGAGUCGAUGGACUCGCAAUGCACCAAGACCGAAGGCGAUGCCCACCUCGGUGUCGCCAUCUUAGAGUCACCGCUAGAAAUGGACGACCACCAAGCUCGCACCAUCAAGGGCGUUCACCCGCCGACCGUCAUCAAACGCAACCGCAGCAAUCCAGAGAUCAAAACCACCUCCAUGCAGCCACCUCCAUCGGUCUCCAAGUCUACGACCACCUCACCCAUCAGCGCAGGAGGCACUCCUAAUUCCCCGACUCAGGAUGAAGUCCGAAGUGCCCUCGAACUUGUCAUGACCUACUUCCAGCACCAACCGGCUGGUCUCGAAGCUCAAGAAUUCAUCUCCAUCGGCAAACUCAUGGAACGUCUCGAGUUAGCCAAGAGCCACCAGAGUACGCUGCUAGGAGGUCUGACUCGGAUCGACGAGCACGACGAUGUUCCGCGCGUAAGCAAGAAGAGGAGUAUUCACAACCUAGGUUGA